Molecule: messenger RNA, 1739 nt
Organism: Sycon ciliatum
Lineage: Eukaryota; Metazoa; Porifera; Calcarea; Leucosolenida; Sycettidae
Exons: 6
Coding region: 1-1074 (357 amino acids)
Source: RefSeq, a predicted model, not a curated record
AUGCCCGUGGUUCGAAUAACCCCACCCACCCAGACUGUUCUGAAUGGGACUAUUUCAGAACUAGUGUGCGACACCACAGCUGGUACACCACCAUUCCUCUUCUCAUGGUUCUUGUCCUCAACCGAGAUCACGGUGGGCGUCACGAGCAACGCUACGACGUCCACACUGCUGGUUGAUACGGCCGUGAUGCAGACUAGGUCCCGUUCCUACACAUGUAGGGUGACGCUGGAUCAACCACUCCCGGCCAAUCAGCUUUCUGGAACGGACGUCGGCACUCUGCUGACGGACUUCCCACCCGUGGUCUCGGUCAAUGACGUCACUGGAGUCGCCGGUGAACGGAUUGAAAUCGUGUGUCGCAUCCGCAGCGAUCCACCACCGGCGUCGAAUCAAGUCGUUGUGGUACUGAGCAGUGGUAUGGUCGUGGGACCUUUUUCGAUUUCCGUUGUCAGUGGGGCGCCACCGACUACUACCUUUCGUUUCCAGAUCCAGACGGCCGACCCAGCCCUUCAUGCAGGCCCGGCAGUCUGCCGCACCAGAGUAACUCUUGACAGCAGAACAGUAGAGGUUAACGGUUCCUUCAACAUCGCUGUUGAUGUUCUGUUACUGGAUGGAAGUGGCACGGUGUUCCGAACAAUGUACCGCGAGAACCAGCUUGCUCCCACCAUUCUCUCACUGCAGCAUUCAGCCUCUCUGGUUGGAGAGUCAGCCGCCUGCCAGGCGUCCAUAGAGCUAACAGCGUCUUCUGGUACCUUGGAUGAUGUGGCAUUCGAAAAGAUCUUCCCCACCAAGGCGGUGAUGUCACCUAAUAUUAUGAAGACAUUCUUACCGAGACAAUUGGUGUACACGUCAACAGAUGGUAUGCCAAUCUCGACCGAGGAUAUCUUGACCAUUGUCCAAAACACGGAGUACGCGAACACUCGCGAGGAAAUAUCCAUGGCCGACCGCGUGGUACUUUGGGAACUUCGAGACUGCGAGAACAACGUCAUAGCGACAGCAGAAACAUUCAUUGAAAUCGAACGUGUCAACGACAACCCACCUGUGGUGAUAUUCAACAUUUCUCCAGGCAUCGUGUGACGAGCAGAAUAUUAGCUAAUGCCAAUGAUGUAAAAUUCAAGAAUUCGUAAUAUUUGUGGGCCGUGCUAACCGGCAUCCACCUCUCUGCAGCAUUUUACCUCGCUAUUUUUGUUACUAUUUAUAUGCAAUGGACAUAGUUAAAUCGCUACUCGUGGAGUUCGUAAGCAGAUACUUCGAAGUAGAUUCUUUUUUUAUUCUUUCAAUAGCUAUCUUUCUCUAAUUUUCGCUUCCAGUCUCUCUCUCCCUCUCUCUCUCUCUCUCUCUCUCGCUCGCUCGCUCGCUCCCACUUCUGUCUCUCCUUUGCUCUCACCUCUCUCUCUCUCCCUCACUUUCUCCCCCUUUUUUCUCUCUCACUCUCUUUCACUCUCUCUCUCUCUCUCACUUUCUUUCCUAGAACCUCUUUCUUUCCUAUUCCCAUCUGACACUAGUUUCUCCUAGUCUAGUGCUGUCCACACUCGGCAUCUCUUCUCGAACCAAACAAUUCGAACCCUUCAACUAUCUGGAUUUUCCUACUCCCAGGUCGCUUAUGCAGGUUUACAUUGCAGCUUGUUUGACGUGAUCUUGAAGUAAUCACAAGUGUUUAAUUUUGUACACUCCUCUCUUAAACCAGCACUCCCAAAGUUUUGGGAACUAUUUUGACGACUGUCCUCCGAGGACAAUAAUUA